Phytophthora sojae is the source of this 192-nucleotide messenger RNA. RefSeq lists its product as hypothetical. The annotation marks the transcript as partial. Gene Ontology annotation, molecular function: protein binding. The transcript has a single exon. Lineage: Eukaryota; Oomycota; Peronosporomycetes; Peronosporales; Peronosporaceae. The record is from RefSeq and is a predicted model, not a curated record.
GCCUGCGAGACUGGAACCGUUGAUAUCAUUCGGGUGCUGCUCGAUCACGGCGCUGCGGUUGAUCUAGUGGACGAAACGGGGGACAGCCCGCUGAUCACUGCGGCGGAGAACGGCCACGUGGAGGUGGUGAAGUUGCUGAUAGAACGAGGCGCUACGGUCGAUCUAUUCAACAACAAUGGGUGGACGCCACUA